Messenger RNA from Botrytis fragariae, 2541 nucleotides. Its product is annotated as putative c2h2 type zinc finger domain protein. The coding region runs from base 1 to 2541 and encodes 846 amino acids. Lineage: Eukaryota; Fungi; Ascomycota; Leotiomycetes; Helotiales; Sclerotiniaceae. Gene Ontology annotation, cellular component: chromatin. The record is from RefSeq and is a predicted model, not a curated record. The transcript has 4 exons. Gene Ontology annotation, molecular function: DNA-binding transcription factor activity, RNA polymerase II-specific; zinc ion binding; RNA polymerase II cis-regulatory region sequence-specific DNA binding. Gene Ontology annotation, biological process: regulation of transcription by RNA polymerase II; DNA-templated transcription.
AUGGAUACUAGUAACCAUCCAAUUGCCUCGUAUGAUGAUUUAACUGCCAUUGGUAGUGGUAGUGGUGCCAAUGAAACUCCACAAAGUACUACCGGUACUUCUUCAACCAGUUCUGCAAAGGGAAGUCCAAAUAGACCCUCACCGGCUAAAUCAACAGUCACCGGGAAUCGAUUUCAAUGUCCUCAAUGUCCAAAGAAUUUUAGUAGGAUUGAAAAUUUAACUAGACAUCAAGCCAAUCAUGAUGAAGUUGGCAAAUUUGCUUGUCCAGUUUGUAGGAAAAGGUUCACGAGAAGUGACUUAUUAAGUCGCCAUCGUCGGAUACAUAACCAAAAUCAUGGUUCAGAUAAACGCGCUGGUAAUGCACGAUCCCACGUGAUGCCUCAAUCCGCCUCAGCUUCCCCAUCUGAACCCCAACCAAUUUCCAAUCUUGUCCAUCGUGAUGAGCUCUCUAUUCCAAUCAAUAAUGAUUUUGUAACUGCAUUACCUCCGAGUAUGCAAUGGCGUGGUGGCAAUCUCGAUAGCUUGCCACCAAUUCAAGAAGCAUUAUAUUCUGAUUCUCGCACACCUCCAACUCAAUCCCAAGGCCUUUCAAGUCUAGUUGAAGCUGCACUGGCACCACCUCCAGUUGAAAAUAGACUUCAAGUCUCGGGAAGCUUAAACCCCAACUCAUGGGAUGGUUUCAUGCUUUACAAUGAUAGCCCAAGUAUCUACAUGGGAUCAUAUGAUGCAGAUAUAUCCUGGACAUUGGACUGCUUCAGCCAAGAUUCUUGGAGCAAUAUGGAUCUGGACUUCGGUCUUUGUGGCUCAGAUUUUGUCAAGUCCGAUUCUCGAGGUCAAUCAAUUGACCUGGACGCUGAAGGGGAUGAGGAAGAUUGGCCGGAUAAAGUCAGUAGAUUAGAAAGUCCACCACGAUGGGGCCCGAAGCCUAUUCCCCGGCUAGGUCCAGAAUCAUGGCAUGCAACUUCCUAUGAAGCCAGAAGGAGCGGCUUCACGGCAGGUCCAAGCCAGCAGGUGAACGAUGUAUUAAGAUCAACGCUACUAGGCAUGUUACAAAUUGAAUUUCCUGCCGAAUCAGGUGAUGCGGUGUACGUCGAGAUAAAUGUCUCGACAUUUCCACCCUCAGAAGUACUGGACUUUUUCCUCCGGCUUUAUUUUCGCCAUGUACAUCCGCGAUUUCCUAUCACCCAUGUCCCAACCUUUGACAUUUUCGCCAGCUCUCCUCUUCUAGUUUUGUCGAUGAUGUUUCUGGGUUCAUGUUAUUCAAGGGCAGAUCGUGGCAGAUUCUUGCGACUAUUCCAUAAUCGAGCAAGGGUAGCGAGCAUGAGAUUACAUGAGAUCGAAGAGAAACACCUUCGGAUUCUUGACAACAUUUUUACAUUAUUUAACCUUUUACUCGCUGGGGCUUGGGGUGGAAGUAAGAAAAUGUAUGAAUUUGCUGAAGGUGUGAAGGGGAUUUUGAUAACAGCUGGUCGACGAGCUCGUUUGCUGGAUUGUAGGCCAAUAUCUAGAGUGCAGCUUGAUCCAAGCUCGCUACCCAGAAACUCACCACAAGAGAUUGAAUGGUUUUCGUGGAUAGAGACCGAGAAAAGAAAGCGGCUUGGGCUGUCGAUUUAUAUUUUCGACUGUCAAUACGCUACCUUGUUCAAUGUGCAACCGUCUAUCAGUAGGGCCGAAACCACAAAUUGCGUCUUUCCGUGCCCGGAACAGCAUUGGGAAGCGCCAUCGCCACAAGCCUGGAAGAUGCUCCUUGGUCCAGCCGACAUCCCACCUGCAACAUAUUACCUCCAUGCUUUGAAUGGUAUCCUUCUUCAUAAAUGGACUAAGCCUCCUCCACCUGUCAUCCCAACCACAGUCUUUGGGAAAACCCUCGUUCUUUAUGCAAUACAUACUCUGAUAUUUGACUGGCGUACAUCAGUCUCUAUGUUAAAUCCUACAGGAUUGAUGGGCACCAUGGGGAAUCACGCACUGGAUAUUGGUGCUGGGCUUCUGAGUAGAAGGAAAUGGUUAAUUGAUGCAUUAAAUUCGUGGAAUGAAUGCUACGGGGCAACUCCCGGAGAACUAUCUGUAGCUGGAAGGCUUCUCUGCGCGCUGGGACUUGUUAGUUUGGAUGUUAGUCUCAGUGACGUGCACUUGAUGGCAGGUCGAUCUUCAAGCCGCCAAGAUUGCGAUUUUGCGGCAAUUAACUUGAAAUAUUGGGCAAACUCAGACAUUGUGGGUGGUACAAUGAAAAAUGUGUAUGAAAUGCUCAAUUUAUCCGAAGAGUGCAUAAGAUUGAGGGAUAGGAGCGGAGGAGAUGGCAUACUAGGAACAAUCGGACUAGCCGGCGAGACAACGGAAGAAGCAAGCUAUGAGAUCGCGGUGUGUCUUUUCACGGGGGGGUUGGUUUGUUGGGUUUAUAAAGAGCUGAGGACGCGGCUGGAGGGUGCGGAGAGGGAGGAAGUUAAGGAAGCGAUUAGAAGGGCGGGGAGAGGUUUGAGAGGGCUUGGGUGCUGGAGGAUGGGGGAGAUGUUUGGGAAAAUUCUGGCAGGAUUUGAGGGUUGA